AGAAGAGGUCAUAGUUGACCUAAGGAAAAACAUGGUUGCAGACACAGAUAUCCGCGUGGUUCGUCGAGGCGGCCAAAAAAUCAAUUUUAGAACUCCUGUUAUUAGCCAUGAUUCCAAGUUCCUCCUGUGUGCCUCUGGCGACUGUCUGAAGGUGUACAGCACAGCCACAGAAGAGUGUAUUCACGAGUUACGGGGACACACUGAUGUGGUUACAGGUGUGCUCAUCAAACCCAGCAACCACUUACAGGUCUACUCUUCUUCAACAGAUGGCACUGUUAAGCUUUGGGACUUUGCAGAUGGUAUCCUCAUUAAGUCUUAUGAUGUCGGAUAUCCAAUUCACUCCAUGUAUGCCUCUGCCAACCAUGAAGGAGUCUUCUUUAUAGUUACCCCAAAACAAACAACCUCAGAGACUGAGCGGUUCCAACUAGUGGCGGUACAUCUACCCCAGAUUAGUGGACAUCAGAAGGAGUCCCUAGAUUUUUCUUCUGUGCUUCCAGAUGUCUCUUCCAACCCAAACGCCAUCGCCUUUGGAAGAGGGGGGGAGUAUCUUGCUUCAACCAAAGGUUUGCAUUUGGAUAUCUUUUUCUUCAAGAAGCAGAAGUCAAACAGGCUUACACUGAAAGAAGACAAAAAGAAGUUGGAUAAGAACGCAUUCACAUGCAUUUCCUGUCACCCAAAAGAAGACUGCAUUGCCACUGGACAUUGUGAUGGGAAAAUCCGUUUGUGGAGGAACUUUGCCCACACAAAGGAAUAUACAUACACCACAAUACACUGGCACUCCAGUGCUGUCAGCUCCCUCUGCUUCACCCCAGAAGGCACAAACAUGCUGAGUGGAGGCUUUGAGUCGGUGCUCGUCCAGUGGACAUAUGGCCAUGAGGAGCAGAAGGACUUUCUUCCCCGACUUGGGGGAGCAAUCACACACAUCACCGUCUCCCCUGAUGGGUCGCUUUUCUGCACCACACAUUCAGAUAACAAAAUUACCAUCAUCCGGAACUGUGUAGAAGUGAGUGCAGUAAUUCAGGGUCUCGUCCAAGGAGCAUGUAUAUCCACAGGAUUGAUGGUGGACCCUCUCAGCAAAUCAUUGGUACUAAAUGGGAAACCAGGCCACCUGCAGUUUUACUCCCUUCAGAGAGAUAAGCUGAUUUUUAAUUUGGACAUUGUGCAGCAAGAGUACAUUAACCAGUCAGGAUUGCAUCAGUUUGAGGUGGCAAAGGCCGUUUUCGAUGCAACCGGAAACUGGCUCGCAACUCUUGAAGAGCGGAAACCACACAGUGAGGAGUUGGAACAUUAUUUGAAACUGUGGGCAUAUGAUAAACAAUCACAGAGUUUUGUGCUGAACAUGACCAUCUCAGCCCCCCACGAGGCUCGGAUUACGGACAUGUGCCUUUGUUCCACCGCAGUCAACCACAUGGCCACGUUGGUUUCCACCAGCAAGGACGGCCACUUCAAAGCCUGGCAGCAGGUUAUGCCCACCCACACAGAAGAUGACACUUCAUCAUGGACCUGCGAUUUUGUUGGAUCUUAUCACAGCCUGGUGCCUCGGUGCUGCUGUUUUUCAGCCGAUGGCUCUUUGCUUGCCGUCAGCUUUGAAAAGGUGGUGACUCUUUGGAGCCCAGCCUCCUGGGAGCUCCUCACAACGUUUUCCCAGCCACCGGGUGACAUCAGGAAUCUUUGUUUUGGGCAACAAAUGUGCUCCAAAUAUUUGCUGGGGACUACGGAGAAGAACCUGGUCUGCUGGAAUCUCCUCACAUGCUCCUUGGAGUGGAGCACCUCCAUGGAAAUCAGCAUGCUUGUGGCUGACCCACUGUCUGAGAACAUGGCUGCUUUCUGCAGCCAAGAUGGAGGCUCUAACUUGUUUGUCUUUAAGCCCUGUGAGCCACGGCCACUAUUUUGCCAGAAGACAGUAUGUCCAGGGAAGGUGAUGGGAGCAGUCUUUUUCCCGAGGGAGGCGGUACUAGAAAGCUGUGAGGAGAGCUGCCAAUGGCUAAACCAAUCCCAGCUGUAUUUCCUCACCCAGAAAAUGGACCUCAUGACAUUCAUCACCAAGGCGGAGGAGAACCGACUGAUGGCGUCUAAUAAACAGCUUUUCAUCGACAACACUGUCGCCAAGACCCCAUUCCACCUGUUGCUGGGCAGCCGUCACCAAGAACAAGACGCUGUGAGCAGUGAGACUGCUGAGAGACCACAGCUUCCACAGGGCUCCGCUGCCGUCAAGGAGCUUCUGCAGACCCCAGCCCACGUCCUCCCCUCGACACCUUUCCUCUGCGCCAUGUUUGUACAGUCACUGCUCAUCUCUGUGACUGACUCCAGAGAAGAAAACCAUGAAGAGGAGGAAAUGGAGAGCGAGAAAGAGGAAGAGGACUCUGAGGAGGAAAUGGAAUGCAGCGUCUCGAGACCCAAGCAGGAGUCAGUGGAAGGUGAAGCAGCACAAUCUGCAGCCCCCGCUCUCACAAAAGCACAGGCCAAAGAACUGAGGAAAGUGAAAAAACUAGACCACCGGUGGAUGAGCAGCCUCCUGGACUGCUUGAAACCACAAACAGAUGACCGGACAUUCUCCUUCAGGAAUUUUUGGCAGACUGCAUAAUUAACGGUCCCAUUUAUCACAGCAAGUCUUCCAGGUCAUGAAGCACCAAAACAGCCCCAGACCACCAUACUACCACCACCAUAUUUUACUGUUGGUAUGAUGUUCUUUUUUCAGAAAUGUGGCAUUAUUUUUAUGCCAGAUGUAAUGGGACACACACCUUUUCAAAAAGUUUAACUUUUGUCUCGUCAGACUGAAAGUAUUUUCCCAAAGGUCAUCCACAAAGUUUCUGGUUUUUGUCUUGGAACUCUGCCAUGGAUGCUGUUUUUGCCCGGUGUCUUUCUUAUGGUGGACGUAUGAACCCUGAGGUGAGGCCUGCUGUUGUUGGGUCUGUCACUGCGCAAUCCGUAAUCCCAAAACUCAAUCGGUGUCUACAUCCGGUCGGCCUAUUUUUCAGCAGUCACAUGGUAGGGAUUUGUAAUGUACGUCAUCGGUCAAUGUAGUUUAUGGCAGCAAUAUACGUAACUACAGGUUGUAUUUUUCACUUCCUUUUGCAACGUUUUUAUACUGUAUGCUUCAAUCAGGUGAUAGCACUGAGUCAACCUAUAUUUCUUAUCAAGCAUGACUGUUUACUUUUAUUGACUGCAUGUGUUUGGGACUGUAGAAUAAAUCCUGUAAAUAUGGCGUAAGUGGAGGGGGCGGGGACUUUUUCUUUUCCGUUAUCUUUGAGCAGCAGUAACAACUUGGAGAACUUGUACUUGCACUCCGAUUCCUGCUCAAGACCAAUGUCCGCCCUGUGGUGGACUGGCAACCAGUUGAUAGCCUAGUCUGCCUUUUACCCAAAUUCAGCUGGGAUACACUCCAGUUUCCACGUGUUGUACAGCAUGCCGAGGGUACUACAAAAUCAAAAGUAGGCAGAAAACAUUCUUAAAGGAUGAGUUAUGGGACAUGGUUCUGUGUUGUGGCCAUCAGCAGCAAACCAUUAACAGAUGUUGCUUAUACUUCCCACCGCUAUCUGUCCCAUUUGGACAACAUGUAUGUAUAGACAUUGCCUUGCUUUUUACCCGAGUAAGCAAUGUCUUAACUCCAAAUUAGCACUUUCAAUCAA
Doryrhamphus excisus (bluestripe pipefish) is the source of this 3629-nucleotide messenger RNA. RefSeq names its product WD repeat domain 75 (gene wdr75). NCBI's taxonomy places the organism in Eukaryota, Metazoa, Chordata, Actinopteri, Syngnathiformes, Syngnathidae. Gene Ontology annotation, molecular function: RNA binding; protein binding. Gene Ontology annotation, cellular component: nucleolus; small-subunit processome. Gene Ontology annotation, biological process: positive regulation of transcription by RNA polymerase I; positive regulation of rRNA processing; ribosome biogenesis. The record is from RefSeq and is a predicted model, not a curated record.